Molecule: messenger RNA, 1118 nt
Organism: Mangifera indica (mango)
Lineage: Eukaryota; Viridiplantae; Streptophyta; Magnoliopsida; Sapindales; Anacardiaceae
Product: trafficking protein particle complex subunit 1
Exons: 4
Coding region: 287-841 (184 amino acids)
Biological process (GO): endoplasmic reticulum to Golgi vesicle-mediated transport
Cellular component (GO): TRAPP complex
Source: RefSeq, a predicted model, not a curated record
CGCUUCUAACAUUGGUUCGACCGACCGCCCUUCCACUCUGAAAACCUUGUUUGAGACCAUUCAAUUCAAUCGCCACUCUUUCACCCACGCUCUCUAGGCCUCCUGUGUUGAUAGAUUCUGAGUCAUCUCAAACCCUACUCACCACUUAAAGUAGACUCAACUUUCGGUUUCGGUAAGCAUCCAUCUCUGUUGUGAUAUAAAUUAGACUCCUAAUUAUUCCGAAAUUUCAAAAUCUUCAAUCUGUAUGUAUGUGAUCCGAUUUACAAUGAAAUUCACCAUUUGAGAAAUGAUUCAGUGGAGUUCUGAAGGAAAUCGUCCAACAGGGAAAAAAAUGCAGUUCUUCGGAAGCUCAGAGAUCAGUCCAUCACCGCCAGUGCCAACGACCUCCGGUAACAAUGCCCACAUGAUGUACUUGUUUAAUAGGAGCGGUGUGUGCUUGCUUUACAGGGAAUGGAAUCGCCCUCUUCACACACUCAACCCGCAACAAGAUCAUAAGCUGAUGUUCGGUCUACUUUUCUCUCUCAAAUCAUUGACAGCCAAAAUGGAUCCCACAACUGCAGAGAAAGGAAACCUGGGGGUGCCUCAGUUACCUGGACAAGGUUGUUCAUUUCACAGUUUUCGUACUAAUACAUACAAACUUAGUUUUAUGGAAAGUCCAUCUGGUAUAAAGCUUAUACUGAUCACUCAUCCUAGGACUGGUGAUCUACGUGAAUCUCUAAAGUACAUUUACAACUUAUAUGUUGAAUAUGUUGUCAAGAAUCCUCUGUAUACGCCGGGAACUCCGAUCAGGUGUGAGCUGUUUAAUACAUCUCUUGAUCGGUAUGUAAGGAGUAUUGCCUAGUAUUUCAAGGUACUGCCCAUCCACCAAGAUUUGGUACCCUCAUAAUUGAUGCUAAACUGCUGACCAAAGACUAUGAAAUAAAUCUGGAAUAUUGUCUAGUAGUCUAAACGGGCUUGCUUGGGCACACAUGCAUGUUUAUUUAAUGUCCUAUAUAGUGGUAGCCAAUUUAAACUCCCGACAGAUUUGUGAGGAGAGAUUCUAUAAUUUUUAGUUAGUGAGGAAGAAUUUUUGUUCAUGCUUAAAAUUAUUUUUGAAGUAUUUUAACUUGUCGUCUCUA